AUGCCUAGUAUUAAGAGUUCUUCAGUCAGGGGGGGACUCUGCUUGCUGAGUCAGGAGCUGAGGGUCCACCUCAGCCACUGGUCCUGUCUGUUCUCCAGAGUCCAGCAUGACCCCCCCCUGAGAGCGGCUCUGAGCCUGCAGUCCGAGCUGCUGCUGCAGGUCAGAGGCAGUCUGGAGCUGCUGGGGGUGCAGGCGCUGCUUCUGGUGGAGCAGUAUGUGUACGCCCUGCUGUGUGCUGUGGCCCACACUGAGGGGCACUGUGUCCCCAGAGAGCUCCUGCAGGACAUUUUGGCUGGCACGGAGCUGUAUAACCAGGCGGUGGGAGAGCAGAGAGCGCAGCACAGCGCCACCCAGCUGAGGACUGCAGUGUUACAGCAGGCUCAUUACCCCCCCCUGGACUCCAGUCAGCCCAGCAGCAGAGGGCCUCACCCUGCUGCCUUCUCCCUCAAAGAGCUGAUGAGGAUUUUAGCAGUGCAUCAGGCAGAUGUGGCAGCCCAGCAGCUGCACUGCAUGGCCUCUGAACAGACCCGCGAGGCCUCGGCAUGUUGUCAGAACUCAUCCAGUCGGGGGGCCGGGCCCCGCUGCAGGCCCCCUGAACUGAGACCUGAGUGGACCUGGGAGCAGCUACAGCAAACCUACCUCACCCCCUCUCCUCUCUUCUCCACCAAUCACCCCCCCGUCCUGCAGUCAUCAUCUUGUCACAGAUGCCAUCAGACUCCUCCUGUUUACAUCCCUGACCUUCAUGUAGACAGAACACUCUCUGAAAACCCCCAUCCUGUUCAAGCCAAGCCCCCCCCUGUCCACCACAUGCCCGGGUGCUUUGACAAAGGCCACACAGACACCCCCCCGACCAGUGUGAAUGCUUUUAGGUUAGCCAAACCACAUGUAGAAAAAGAGACCAGCUUAGAAAAACAAUGGCCGACCAUCUCCUUCCCUCCAGCCCCCAUCCAGCCCCCCUCCCUGUCAGGGCUCUGCCAACAGGACCAGUCCUCAGUGGAGCUUCUGUUUCAGGUGCUCCUCUCCUCCAAUGAGCUGCUGGCUCCACUAGUUUCACAUGCAGCUGCACCUGGAGCUGAUCAGCUACUCUCUCACACAGCAGCAGAGGUGUUCUCAGUCAAUGGGAAGGCUCCAGUCAGAAAUAGAGCUGAUUCAGCAGAUUGGAAUAUUGUGAGUACAGAACUGAACAAAGACCAAUGUGUGGAUGGUCUGCAGGAAUGGGCUGAACUGGAAAUACCCCCCCGGCCAGAAGCUGCUGUCAGGGAUGGAGCCCCAGAGAAGGAGGAGCCUGUGGGUGCAGAGGGGGCCACAGAUGGAGCACGCUGGCCUCACUCGGUACAGUGGCUGGACGUGGGUCAGUCUGUGUUAUUUGCAGAUGUGUGUGGGCAGUACCGCAGCCUGCUGUGGGCGCUGUGCAGCAAGGCCCUGAGGCUGCAGCUGCAUGUGCCACCUGCAGGGGGCACUACAGGGAGCAUCAACCUCCAACACACACUCACAGGGUUCCACAUCCUGAACAGCAUGAGGCACGCUUCACACACAGGUAACGGUGUGCUAACACAGCGUGACCAACAAGCAGUACUCGAGAGGUGA
Messenger RNA from Notothenia coriiceps (black rockcod), 1587 nucleotides. RefSeq lists its product as uncharacterized. Lineage: Eukaryota; Metazoa; Chordata; Actinopteri; Perciformes; Nototheniidae. Bases 1 to 1587 code for a protein of 528 amino acids. The record is from RefSeq and is a predicted model, not a curated record. The transcript is spliced from 3 exons.